Drosophila bipectinata is the source of this 888-nucleotide messenger RNA. Its product is annotated as zinc finger matrin-type protein 2. The record is from RefSeq and is a predicted model, not a curated record. Gene Ontology annotation, biological process: mRNA splicing, via spliceosome. Gene Ontology annotation, cellular component: spliceosomal complex; U4/U6 x U5 tri-snRNP complex. Gene Ontology annotation, molecular function: zinc ion binding; nucleic acid binding. Lineage: Eukaryota; Metazoa; Arthropoda; Insecta; Diptera; Drosophilidae.
GUUUCAUAUAAAUCGCGCUGGCCACACCGCGCACUGGUCGCCUCUUAUAAGCUAAAUUUAUUUACUAUCUUUUCCAAAGUUUUACUUAAUAUAUUACGCACAUAAGCAACAUGUCUAUGCGACCUGACGACCAUCGAAGGAAAUGGGACAAGAACGAGUACGAGAAGCUGGCAGCCGAGCGCCUGCUCAACCAGGUGGCUCCCAAGGAAGAAGAGCCUGUUCAGAGGGAGAACCUGAAGAGACGAGACUAUAAAGUGGAUCUGGAUAGUAAGCUCGGCAAGAGCGUGGUUAUAAACAAGAACACACCCACGUCACAGUCUGGAGGAUACUAUUGCAAUGUGUGCGAUUGUGUGGUUAAGGACUCCAUCAACUUCCUCGACCACAUCAAUGGCAAGAAGCACCAGCGGAACCUGGGCAUGUCCAUGAAGGUGGAGCGCAGUACCGUGGACCAAGUAAAAGAGCGCUUCCAGCAAAACAAGAAGAAGAUGGAGGAGAAGCAGAAAGACUACGAGCUCGAGCGGAGAUUGCGCGAGGCGAAGGAGGAGGAGGACCGAUACAAGGAGCACCGCAAGGAAAAGCGGAAAGAGCGGAAGCGCAAGGCUGAGGACAACGACGAGUUUGCCUCUGGCGGUCUGCCUGAUGACAUGGCCGCCAUCAUGGGCUUCUCCGGCUUUGGCGGAUCCAAAAAAAACUCGUAGAUCCUAAGUGUUGAGCUGCUCCUUAGUUUUAAAAGCGUAACCAAUUUAGAAACUAACCACCUACAGAUAAAUUGUUUAUAUGAUGGCCAAUAGGGACAAUUAUUUUACAAAAGGCUGCCGAGAUACAAGAAAACAAAACACCUUUCAAGUAUACUAUAUUCAUAAAAAAGUAUACCUGAGAUUUAUUUGG